UGCCUCGUCACACGGGGCGCGGGAGCGCGCGCUCCGCCGCAUCCCGUCAGCCAGCAGUGCACGCUCGGAGUCGCGAACGCGCAACGGAGUUGCUGAGCACAUUCGAGCGCACAUGCGGUUCUUCAGCUAACUGCUGAGGAGUGUGAUUAAACCCGCACAUACCACAAAAUGGCGGAUUCUGACUCAUGGGACGCGGACAACUUCGAGGUGAACGAGCCGCUGCCAAAGGCCGCGACGGUUCUGCAGGACAGAUGGGAAGGAGAAGAUGAGGAAGACGACGUCAAGGACAACUGGGAUGAUGAGGAGGAGGAAGAACAGAAGGUGGAGGUGAAAAAACCAGUGGUGAAAGUUUCAGAGAAGAAAAAACUGAGUGCUAAAAUCAAAGAAAAAGAAAAUGAAGAGAAAAAAGAAGAGCUGAGGAAAAGGUUAGAAGAAACCCAGGCUAAUACCCAGCUCACACCUGAAGAGGAGGCGGCCGAGAAACUGCGUGUGCAGAAACUGCAGGAGGAGUCGGACAUGGCACUCGCACAUGAAGCAUUCGGUAUUGACACAACUAUCACAAACAGUGCCUCUGGAAUUGAAGCCAUGUGUCCCUCGAAUAAGGAAGACUUUCUAGUUUUCGAGAAAUUACUGAAAGACAAGAUUACACAGUUUGAGAAGUCAGUGCAUUAUUCCAACUUUUUGGAGUCGCUGUUUCGGGAACUCUGUAUUUCAUUGGAAGUAGACGAUUUAAAGAAAAUCAGCAAUUCCCUGUCAGUUCUUCUCACCGAAAGGCAAAAACAAGAAAAGGAAAAAUCCAAAGGCACAAAGAAGAAAAAGAAAACGGUCCUUUCUGGCGGUGGGUUGAAAGCAAAAAUGAAAACCGACUUUGACGAUUAUGGUAACUUGGAUGGCGGCUUCAAUGAUUAUGAGGACUUCAUGUGACAAAGGCUGAAUCACACCCUCCUCGCCUACCCCCACCUACGAAACUGCCCCAUCUCCACUGAGACAUGCAGCGUCCCCUGUAUCUCAUUUUCUCUCAUCAGUGCCAUCUUGGAGUAAACUGAACACUGUGUCAACCUUUGACAUUUUUUGCUUCAGUGGUCAAAACAACUCUUAGUGAAGCUGCUAUCACCAAAAUUGCUGUUUGGUGACAAAAGGAAAGAUCUAUUAAAUUGCCUUGUAUUUACAACUCUGCCUCUGACAAAGACUUUAGGACGUGAGACAUCUUUGCACAAGUGUCUUCUCCAAUUGGCCCUCCUAAAAUAAUCAUCAAUAUGCCUUAUAUACAAUAUGACAAACGUUUAUUUUGGUUAAAGUACUGAAAUAGCCGAUCGUGUUAACCUCUGUGCAACUGCAUUUACAUAGAAACAAAUGUGAUAUUCUAUGCAAAAUAAUUGUAUACAGAAUGUCUAGGUUAAAAAAAACAGUAUGGAUAUUUUCCUCUUGUGGAAAUUUCAACAGAAUUAUCUACAUCUCUGAUUACCAGUUGUCCGCAACAUCAGAUGCACAUAAUUCAACCAUUUUCCUUGAACCAUGUCAGUGCAUUUACAGCAGACACUACAUGAGGAGCACUGGUGGUAGGUACACUUUUUGUUGGUUUUUUUAUUUUUAAGAAUGAAAAAGCAGAAAAAAAGUAAGUACAACUGAGUGAGUUUCUUGUGUUAUGGAAUAGUUUUGAAAAUUGACACUUUUUCUUUGCAUUCAAAUGUUUACUUUGUUUCUAAUGCUGGUAGAUUGAAAUGACUAGUGCAGGAGUGUGGGGCUUAGUCUUUUCCUUGUAGCUUCUGCAGGCUUGUAUCAGGGACAAGGAAGAUCCGAUAAAAAUGUUUGCUCCCAAUCAA
This is a messenger RNA of Silurus meridionalis, 1823 nucleotides long. RefSeq names its product eukaryotic translation initiation factor 3, subunit Jb (gene eif3jb). The transcript is spliced from 8 exons. Gene Ontology annotation, cellular component: cytoplasm; eukaryotic translation initiation factor 3 complex. The coding region runs from base 169 to 924 and encodes 251 amino acids. The record is from RefSeq and is a predicted model, not a curated record. Lineage: Eukaryota; Metazoa; Chordata; Actinopteri; Siluriformes; Siluridae. Gene Ontology annotation, molecular function: translation initiation factor activity.